Molecule: messenger RNA, 1938 nt
Organism: Drechmeria coniospora
Lineage: Eukaryota; Fungi; Ascomycota; Sordariomycetes; Hypocreales; Ophiocordycipitaceae
Product: beta-calactosidase
Exons: 1
Coding region: 1-1938 (645 amino acids)
Biological process (GO): carbohydrate metabolic process
Cellular component (GO): vacuole
Molecular function (GO): beta-galactosidase activity
Source: RefSeq, a predicted model, not a curated record
AUGCUUCUCGGAGGCAUUUCUCUCGGCCUGGCUGCCGUGCCGCUGACCCUGGCUCUCUCGACUUCCGCCGGCCCUGUCAACGGCGACGGCACAUCCAACGUCACGCAUGGCAACUUCACCUACAACGCCAGGCAGUUUCUCCUCAACGGCGAACCCUUCCAAAUCAUCGGGGGCCAGAUGGACCCGCAACGCAUACCGAAGCAGUACUGGCGUUCUCGGUUGCGGAUGGCCCGGGCCAUGGGCCUCAACACCAUCUUCAGCUACAUAUUCUGGAACAACCUGGAACCUCGGCGCGGACGGUGGGAUUUCGAUGAUCGCAACGACCUCGUUACCUUCUUCCAAACCGUCCAAGAAGAGGGACUCUUCGCCGUGCUACGACCAGGCCCUUAUAUCUGCGGCGAACAUGAAUGGGGGGGGUUCCCGGCCUGGUUGAGCGAGAUUCCCGGCAUGGCCGUUCGCGAGAAUAACGGCCCCUUUCUGGCGGCAACCAAAAGCUACCUGGAUCGGCUCGGCUCCGAGCUGCGGUCGCAGCAAAUCACCAGGGGCGGGCCCAUUCUCAUGACCCAGCUGGAGAAUGAAUACGGAAGCUUCGGCAAGGACAAGCUCUAUCUCGAAGCUCACGCCCAGCUCCUGAGGGCCAACUUCGAGACGCCCCUCUACACCACCGAUGGCGGCGGGAAGAGCUAUCUCGAAGGCGGUCAGCUGCACGGCGUGCUCGCCGUGGCCGACGGCGACCCCAAGACGGCCUUUGCCGCUCGGGACAAGUACGUGACCGACCCGACGAGCCUGGGGCCUCAGCUCAACGGCGAGUACUACGUUCACUGGUUCGACGACUGGCACGUCAACGUCACCCACAACAGCCUCGACGGAAACCAGGCCGGCCAAGAGCGCGUCGUCAAGGACCUGGAAUGGGUGCUCCGGGGCAACAACUCCUUCAACAUCUACAUGUUCCACGGCGGCACAAACUUUGCCUUCGACAGCGGCAGCGUCUGGGCCGAGGGCCGCACCCGAGCCGUGACGACGAGCUACGACUACGGCGCUCCCCUGGACGAGACCGGCAGGCCCACGAAGCUGUACCACAAGCUGCGCGACCUCAUCUCCAGGCACGUCCCAGCCGGAAGCAUCCCCGACGUCCCAUCCAUGCCCGGGCUGGCUCGAGUCGAUGAAUUCUCCCUGCGUCCCCUCCUCUCGCUUUUCGACGCGCGCUCGUCCACGCCCGACAAGGAGUCGGCCGAGCCCGUGACGAUGGAGUCUCUGGGCCAGUCUUACGGGUAUCUGCUCUACGAACAUGUCGUCGAGGUAGAUGCAAGCGGCGUGUUAUCCCCCGGCGACGAGGCGCGUGAUCGUGUCAUCGUCUACGUCAACGAAGUCAAGGUCGGCGUCAUUGACAGGACAUAUUUGACGCUCGCCUCGGUCAAGGUCGGGGUGAAAAGGGGUGACAUCCUGCGGCUGCUUGUGGAGAACGUUGGCCGCGUCGACUACUCGCAGAAACUCCGAGACCAGCGAAAGGGAAUCGUCGGCAACGUCACCAUCGGCCGAGACGUCCUCCGUGGAUGGUCCAUGUACUCGCUACCAAUGUCGGAGCUUCCAUCGCUCGUCGUCGGUGGCGAGCAGUUCGAGGUCAACGAUGGUCCCGUCUUUUACACGGGUUCCUUUGAGCUCCCCGAUGGCGCCGCCGUCGAUGAAACCCGAGACACUCUCCUCUCCUUUCCCGCUGGCGUCAAGGGACAGGUCUGGGUGAACGGGAUCAACAUGGGUCGGUACUGGACGAUCGGUCCCCAGCAGAGUCUCUACGUACCAGGCUGCUACCUCAAGCCGUCGGGCAGCAGCAACGAUGUCGUCGUUUUAGAGCUCGAGCCGAAGCCGGGCGUACAGCUCACGGGCCGGAGCGUUGCCGUCAGGAAGUGGUUUAACAAUCCGGAUCCUGAUGCCCCGUGA